AUGGACAAUCUCGGAACGGCAUCACCUCUCAGUAUUGCAGAUAAGUGGGACAUUACAUUCCACCCGAACAGCAGCCAGAUUGCGAGACGUUGCAAACAGGCCAACGAAUGUGCAAGUAAACAGCUCAGCGUAGACAUGGAAAAGUUGACUUUGGAAGAACAGAAAGCUUGUCAACGCGUAGAGAAAGAGCAGGAUCUGUUAUGUCAAGAAUUCCUCGGAGCCAAGGACCACUGUGAAGACGGAAGAAAGCUUUCGGACACUUCCAAGCCUCGCUACGCCAAGCGCGUGCAGCGCUCGAAGACCGUGGAUUUCAGACAAGUCUACUCACCACCACGUGUGGGUAUUAAAGGAGGCAGUUUUACCCUCGACGAAUUCUCACCAGGCAUUCAAAGGACAACAUCAUUUAAAACGAUUGGAAGAGGUAGCAUUUCAUCAACUAGCCAAAGCUCACUUCGUUCCAUUUCUUCUAUCUCAAGUGAGCAGCAGCAGCUGCAGCAGCAUCAGACAUUGGACCAAGGAGAGGACAGAGGGAGUCGACGAAAAUCCCAUGAAGAGGUACAACCAGAUUGGCAGAUAGCUCUGGCAUUGAAGCGAAGGCAGAAACUAUCUCAACUGCAGAUGUUCCGUGAGAUGGGACAUUGGGGUGAAGAUGGAUGUCAGAAGGCAACAGCAAUGCUUACAGGAUGUCCUUUCAAUCCAAUUUCACCUGGCUCCACCGCCUUAUCCUACGUUGGUAAAGUGGUUGCGAAUGAAGAUACCGACACCCACUGA
Messenger RNA from Hydatigera taeniaeformis, 771 nucleotides. The record is from the annotation of a GenBank genome assembly. Lineage: Eukaryota; Metazoa; Platyhelminthes; Cestoda; Cyclophyllidea; Taeniidae.